Molecule: messenger RNA, 3396 nt
Organism: Cimex lectularius (bed bug)
Lineage: Eukaryota; Metazoa; Arthropoda; Insecta; Hemiptera; Cimicidae
Gene: Hsepi
Product: D-glucuronyl C5-epimerase B
Exons: 8
Coding region: 251-1930 (559 amino acids)
Biological process (GO): heparan sulfate proteoglycan biosynthetic process
Cellular component (GO): Golgi apparatus
Molecular function (GO): heparosan-N-sulfate-glucuronate 5-epimerase activity
Source: RefSeq, a predicted model, not a curated record
CAGAUGAAAGUGCCGGAGGUACUGCGAGUCAGUCAGUGCUUUGAAGUACUGUACUUCGGUUGUGUUUUCCGAUAUGGCCGAAGUUGAAAGCUUGGCCCAUUUGGCAUUUUUCUUUAUUUAGGACUUGGGGAAAAAAGCCCCCCAAUCGGGGUGAAAUACACGAAAUUAGACCCGAUGAGAUGUUAACCGGCGACGGCUGCAGAAACCGACUGUACACUCUCGAAGUGGUUAAAUACUAUAGGCUCCUAAAAUGCGGAUCAACCUGAAACUGACGAUACUCUGCAUCUGUAUUUGCCUCACCAUCCUUUCUGUAUCCAUAUGGACGAGAUGCGGAGGCGAAAUCCCUUCCUUCCCUAGUUCGUUCAAAGACGAAUCCGUCAGAAGCAAAAUACAGAGUGCUAUUGGUUCUGAGGGCAGUGGGCUGGAAGAGAUAGAAUGCCACAUAAACGGCGAAUACAGUGUCCCUUGUCGAAAGGAAGGUGAUGAAGUAUACUUGCCAUUUUCGUUUAUACACAAAUAUUUCGAGGUGUACGGGAAGAUAGCUAUCUACGAUGGCUAUGAAAGAUUCGAAUGGUCCCACUCUUAUUCCAAGGUCUACUACCCAAAGGGCAAGUACGAUCCGCGGGGUGUUUUCCUGUACUUUGAAAACUACAAUGUCGAACUUAGAGAGAGAGUCAAGUGUAUCAGCGCAACCGAAGGGGUCCCGGUAUCGACCCAGUGGGAAUCGUCCGGCUACUACUAUCCCACUCAGGUCGCCCAAUUCGGGCUGGCGCAUUAUUCAAAAAAUCUCACCGAGCCUGAACCAAGGGUUAAAGUACUUGAUGAUGGUGUUGGUGUAAUGGGCGAAUGGGUUACAGAUUAUUCAAAAAUCUCAAGAACUGCCCAUACUUUUGUUUUCAACUCAAGCGAAGGGCAUGUUUCUUUAAAACUCGAUCAUGUACUAGACUUUGUCUUGUCCGUUGAGUUGAUGUUAAAAGCAUCCGAAAAUUCUUCCUUUACAGUGGUGUUACAAAACAGAGAGAAAAAAGAAACCUGGUCACUUCAUUAUUCCUGUUUAUCACCUCUUAUUUAUUCCAAGGAUCAAGAUGUUUAUCAUAAAAUUGUUUGUGAGGACGGCCAUUGGUCACUUCUCAUCCGUGAUCUUCUCAUAGACCUUCAAAAGGGACUUGCUGCGCAAUCAAAACCUAAGAAAAAACUUCUUAGAUCUAAAUUCAAAGUAACAAAUAUUUAUUUAGAGGGAAGUGGUAAAUUAGCAAAUUUGAGCUUGUCUACAAGCAGGCAUUUAGAACAGUUUUACCUUGCUGCAGACUGGCUUGUAAAACACCAAGACCAACGUACUGGUGGAUGGCCUAAUGCUGUCAAAAGGAAAGGCCCAUUGGGGAUGAAGGAUUUGCAGCCAGGAUGGCUGUCUGCGAUGGGACAAGGGCAUGGCAUGUCGUUAUUAGCUAGGGCGUAUUACCAUUCGAGGAAAGUUGUUUACCUCCAAUCUGCACUUUUGUCACUGAGACCAUUUCAUGCACCCAGUUCGCAAGGAGGUGUUCUCGCUCACUUUAUGGGCGGCCUCCCAUGGUAUGAGGAGUACCCCACUCAGCCCCCAUCGUUCGUCCUGAAUGGCUUUAUUUAUUCUCUCAUUGGCCUUUAUGAUCUGAUUACGCUUAUUCCAAAGAACCAUGAAGCAGUGGUCCUGUUCAAUCAAGGGAUGGCUUCAUUAAAAAGGCUUUUACCACUUUUUGACAAUGGCUCAGGUAGUAAUUAUGAUCUGAGACAUGUCUCUUUAGGGGUUGCGCCGAAUGUGGCCAGGUGGGACUAUCAUGCGACACAUGUCAACCAGCUUCUCCUCCUCGCGACUCUCGACAACAGCACUGUACUCUCUUCGACUGCGGAAAGGUGGCUUGGCUACAUGGCAGGUAAACGCGCCGCACACAAUUAAACUCUAGUUUUUCAUUCACCAUUUACACGCCUUGGUGUAAAAAUUUCUGUCGAGAUGUGUAGACUGUAAUAUAUUCGGAUUAUUGUGGAGUGUUGGGAAUAGGAAAUUAGAACUGAGGGGUUAAACAACUGUGCAAUUUUUUAAAAUUUUUUAUUUAGACUUUGCAAUUUUAUGAAGGAAAAAGGAUUUUUUUAAAAAAUUGAAAUAAGGCAAUUCUAUCUCUGUGAUGUCAGUCCACUUCUGUGAUAUAAACAUUUAUCAUUUUGUUUCCGCCUCUUCACAACUUAAACAACUAUUCUCAGCACUCCAUUAUAAUUAACAUAUGUUUAUAUUGUUGCUGAAAUUGAUGCUUCGUUGUCUACAUUAAAAUUAGCUAAUUCUACAAAAAUAUUACUAUAUUUUAUCUCAUCUUUUAAGUUGGGACACUGUAUAAAAUACUCAUUUUUCAAUACAAGUUGGUAGGACUUACUCAAACUGUUUAUCAGUAAAAAUUUAAAAAUUGGAAACUAUUUUACUUACUUUUAAUAAUUUAAAUUAGUUACUUACAUGACCUACAAAGAAAAGGGCUUUAAAUUGUAGUUUUAAUGUUUAUUCUGUUGAUAAAACGAGAGAUUUUAAAAGUGUUUGAAGAGUUUAUAAACAUUAUGGUCUAUUAAUUUUUUUUUUAAAUCUGAGAAUUUAAAUGUUACAAAUUGCUUUAUGUGUCAUCUCUAGUUUUGUGAUGUAAUAUUUUAACUGAAUGAGUUGUUUUUAAAGACUGCAAGGAUCUCUUUACCUGGUUUUCAAUUUUUUUUCCUAUAUACAAAAAUUAGAGUAUAUAUUAAAGGAAAUAUAAAAAUUUAUCUUCCUCGACUCAAAAGAAAAUAUUAUAACCAGUCAAUUACUACAAUUAGAAGUUAGACACUAAUGGAAAAAAUGGAGUAGGGUAAUAAUUACAUGGUUGUGUAUAAAAAAAGCUUUAGAUGUAAACGACAUAGGGGUAGACAAGUUGCAUUUACAAGAGUGAUGGCUAUAAAUAUAUUUCUUGUCUUUUAUUUCGCCAUUAUCUCUGUUCAUUUCUUAGUCCGAAUUUCUUUCCGGCAGCUUGAAUUCAAAAUUAGUUUUGUAAAAUUGAGAGAUUUUUAAAAAUAGACGAGUGUUUGUAUUGGUAUGGAGCGUUUUGUGAAAACAAAUGUAAACCGCAAAAGUGGCAAGUAGUAAGUACACCCCCCUCGUCCUCAAAAAAAGAACAGAAUCAUUUUGUAAUUUUUUCAGUGGACAAUACUUAAUUUUGUACUUAAUACUCUUCACUUCGUCGGGACAAUCUUUCUAGUCUAGUAUUUUAUUAUUUAAACUUGCCACUGACAUUGGUUGAACACAUAAGAAUAAAUGGAAAAUAGACAAUCUAGCAACCUUGGUUGAUGACCAAUUUUCUACUUGGACUCUGCUGUUAAAAAAAAAAAAAAAAAAAAAAAACUUUUAUGAAU